Molecule: messenger RNA, 2040 nt
Organism: Acaulospora colombiana
Lineage: Eukaryota; Fungi; Glomeromycota; Glomeromycetes; Diversisporales; Acaulosporaceae
Source: the annotation of a GenBank genome assembly
AUGACCAGCGCGGUGAAAAGAUCAUAUCCUUUCGGUUCACGGCCAACAUCUCUAGUAGACGAAACUCAGCAAUUUAAGGUUCCGCAGGCUCCGUUGCACAAAAAAAUGUCGAUUGCACCUCCCAGUGUUAAUGUUCCUGCUGAGACUUCUACUAUGACGCCGUGGAGAGUGAACAAGACAUCAAAGAAGCAGGAUUUUCCUAACAGUGCUAUUGUUGUUCCUGACAAUAAAACAGUGGCAACAGUUAACGGCGAGAAAAGUCCUUUGCCGAGUCCACCUUCAUCAAAAGGGCGCAGAAAUAUGAAAAAUUUACAAUUGGUGGUUCCACCGGUUCGUUCAUCCAUCUCAGCUCCAAGCUCACCACAGCUGCCACAGUUUUCUUCAUCACACACCCACAAUAGGCGUCCUUCAACUCCCAUAUGUGUAUAUCAAAAUAAAGGUCAAGAAAACUCGAAUCCUGCUGCUGAUCCUAUGGAGUUGAUGUCAAAAACAGAAAAUGCCAUUGGUGAAGAGUUGCCUUACAAGGAAGAACCAAUACUCAUUAUGCAAAAUCUAUACCUUGGCUCCGAAUUGAAUGCCGCUAAUAGAAAAAUGCUUAAGAGACUCGGUAUUGAAUAUAUUUUGAACGUUGCCAAAGAAGUUGAGAAUCCGUAUCUAGAAGAAAUCAUCAACCAAGAUAUCACUAGUUAUCCGGAUUCUUCUCCUUGUUUCUCAAGGUCGGAUUCUGUUUCUUCGGAUGACAGUUUUAGAACUGCCGUACAGUCCCCCGGUAAUCUCGAUUCUCCGAUAGUUCCUCCUUCACCAUUUGGCGAAAUUUUCACAAACUCUUUUCAUAAACGUUCAACGCCACGUCCCACUUCCGCCUCACGCCCCACUUCUACGUCGGCUCAGGUUUUAAUGCAUUCCGGUGUUCCCCUAAUCGUUCCACCAACUUCUGAAUUUACUCCAUUGAAAUAUAAGAAGUUUUUUUGGACUCACAAUCAGGAAAACCUAAACUCGGAUUUCCCAUCAGCUUUUAUGUUUAUUGAUGAAGCACGUUCGGCCGGCAGAAAAAUUCUUGUACACUGUCAAUGUGGUGUUUCCAGAUCUGCCUCUCUCGUUAUUGGCUACGUGAUGAAGGCUAACCGUAUGACACUUAAUCAAGCGUACGAAUAUGUGAAGAACAAGAGCCCUUAUAUCAGUCCAAAUAUGAGCCUUGUGUAUCAACUGGUUGAUUUCGAAAAGACCUUAAAAUUAGGAUCCAACAACAAUAAUAGUAAUGCAUUACCUGGAACGCCAACAAAGAGCAAACCUGAUUCCAUAAGAUCACAUUCUCGUAGUUCAAGUAUAGAGAGUGAUCUACUCCUGAAAACCCAUCGACGUAGCGGUAGUAUUCCAAGAAACAAUCCGGUACUAAGUGUUGUUCCUGUUCCCGAACCGUCACCGAAAACUCCCCCUGUUGUUUCUGAAGGAUUGUUGAGCGCGCAGAUAUCUCAUCAAUCUACUGUGAAAGGCGGAUCUGGAAGGUUUCAUGUCAUUACUGCAUCUUUAACACCCACUUCUCCCGCCGCACUAUCCCCCUCCUCUCCCGCAUCGUCUGUGUCUCCUACAAGCACCGAAUCGCCUACAACCCCAUCGAGUGGGUCACCUUCCCCGUCAAAAAGUUCUCCGAGGCCAUUGCCAUUGCCAAAGAAUGGUCACCUAACCGCUUCAAACAGGUCUCGGUCACCUUAUUCUUCAGAUCGAACUCCACUCUCACCAAGGGAAACGAUCAAUACACCAAUGUCCCCAACAUUUGCAACUUCAAAAUCAAUGUCCACCGCCACAUCACACAAUUCGUCGAUCACAUCCAAUCAAUUCACACCCUUUGAUAAUUUCGACUCUAAAACACAAAGAGUUGUCAAUCAAAACAAUAAUAUAAUUGGGCACGAGGUGAUAAGUGGUCCUGUGAUAUUUAGUAAAUCUACGCUGGAAAGCAUAUUCUCCCCAACAAGAACGUCUCCACCUGUUACUCCAGUCACGAUUCCAAACAUUCAUGACAUAUUUUUGGACGACGAAUAA